GUCUUGUGCUGAGCCCUGGCCGUCCUGCUUGACAUCAUCUGGCCUCGUAUCGCUGCCGCCUGCACUUGUCCCGUCUCUCUGCGUUGGCGAUCGAACUUUUCCCCUCUGAUAACUGCCUGAACCCCAUGGCCUCGGCUCUCCGCUAGCCCGUGAUCUUCAAUCUCCUCACGAUAUAACUCUCCCCAGGCCCGGUCGCGUGCAGCCUGGUGCCCAUGUCUGCUGCCGUCUCGGGCCACGCGCAGUCUGACCCCUCCGCUGGAUCCGGAUCAACUUACUCUCGCCCUACAUCGACGCAGUUCGAUCUACAAUCACCUCAGUCGCAGAUGGAAGAACUACAGUCAAGGCCGUCCCUCAGCCCAACAACAGGCGGCGCAAAUGAAAGGUUCGCCAUGGGCCCGACACAGGCGACCACCGCCAACGAUGCGUCGACCCAGGGUCACUCUCAAGACGGCUGUGGAGCAGGGAAAGAGGUCAAUAAGCGGAGCGUGGACUACCUAGUACGGAGUGGAGUUGCGGGGGUCUGGCGGGGUGCCAAAACCGUUGUCGCACCUCUCGACCGCGUCAAGAUCCUGUUCCAGGCCUCAAAUCCACAGUUCGCCAAAUACAGCGGUAGCUGGUCCGGCCUCGUACUGGCAGUCCGAGAUAUCAACCAGUACGAGGGCCUUCGGGGCCUCUUCAAAGGCCAUUCAGCCACCCUACUCCGUAUCUUCCCCUACGCCGCCAUCAAGUUUCUCGCCUACGAGCAGAUCCGAGCCGCCGUCAUCCCGUCGCGCGACAAAGAAACCGCCUUCCGCAGGCUUAUUUCCGGCAGCAUGGCCGGAAUCACAUCGGUGUUUUUCACGUAUCCGCUCGAGUUGAUCCGAGUGCGAUUAGCGUUCGAGACGAAACGGACGUCCCGCUCCUCGCUGCGCGAUAUCUUCCGCCAGAUUUAUAACGAACGGGUUGCGCCGCCGUCCACACCCACCGGAGCGUCGGCCACGAAAGCCCCAGUGACGGCCACAGCGGAAGGUGUCUCUUCAGCCGUGACCAAGGCAGUUCCCAGCUCCGGAUUCGCAAACUUCUACCGCGGCUUUGGACCAACACUCCUUGGAAUGCUCCCCUACGCGGGAAUCUCCUUCCUGACACACGACACCGUCGGCGACUGGCUGCGGUUACCGGCAGUCUCGGCGUACACGACCAUCCCCGAAUCCGAAGCCUCGAGCGAGAAGAAGGGCUCGCGACGGCCUCAACUAACCGCCGCGGCGGAGCUCUUCUCCGGCGCUGUUGCCGGGCUGCUAUCGCAGACCUCGUCAUACCCACUCGAAGUAAUGCGACGGCGCAUGCAAGUCGGCGGCGUCGUCGGCGACGGCCACCGACUCGGCCUCCUCGAGACGGCCCGUUCGAUCUGGUUCGAGCGCGGGUUCCGCGGAUUCUGGGUCGGGUUGACGAUCGGAUACAUCAAGGUGAUCCCGAUGUCAGCGACGGCGUUUUUCGUCUACGAACGUCUCAAGUGGUCGCUGAGCAUAUAGCGUGACUGUUCCGUCAUGUUCCGUCAUGUUUUGUUCUGUCAUUCUCUUCUAUCUUUUGUUGUCUUUGGUUCCAUCUUCUAGAUCAGAGCUGGCGUCGCUGGGGUUCGGGUUCCGAUACCUGCAUUUUUGUUCAUACCCAUUCUUUGCAUGAAUGAGGGCCAGGGCUCUCGUGUAUGGGUUCCGGAGUGUUGUAUAUACAUAGAGCUAAACCGAUGAGUGUGUGUGUAGAGUGUACAUUGGCCGUUU
This is a messenger RNA of Aspergillus heteromorphus CBS 117.55, 1754 nucleotides long. RefSeq names its product coenzyme A transporter. Lineage: Eukaryota; Fungi; Ascomycota; Eurotiomycetes; Eurotiales; Aspergillaceae. The record is from RefSeq and is a predicted model, not a curated record. The transcript is spliced from 2 exons. Gene Ontology annotation, biological process: transmembrane transport. Bases 213 to 1508 code for a protein of 431 amino acids.